Xiphophorus couchianus (Monterrey platyfish) is the source of this 1431-nucleotide messenger RNA. It is a transcript of the gene ubr7, whose product is annotated as ubiquitin protein ligase E3 component n-recognin 7. Bases 165 to 1289 code for a protein of 374 amino acids. The transcript is spliced from 12 exons. Lineage: Eukaryota; Metazoa; Chordata; Actinopteri; Cyprinodontiformes; Poeciliidae. Gene Ontology annotation, cellular component: cytoplasm. Gene Ontology annotation, molecular function: zinc ion binding; ubiquitin protein ligase activity. The record is from RefSeq and is a predicted model, not a curated record.
CUGCUGGACGUCAACCGGAAGUUGUGGUCCGUUAGCAGGAGCUCGUGCUUCAGCAUCAAAGGUUCGCUCCGAUCGGAGUCAUUGAUCCCCAUCGAUCAGCUGAUCACACGCAGGGAAGCGUUCGGGUGUGCUUCCGGUCCGGCUCGGUUCUGAAGCAGGUGAGGAUGAGCGAGGAGCAGACGGUGUCUCUGGUGGACGUUCUGGAGGAGGAUGAGGAGCUGGAGGAGGAAGCUUCGGCCGUCCUGGCAGGAAGUGAUUCCGAUCACUGUUCCUAUCCUCAGGGCUACGUGAAGCGGCAGGCGCUGUACGCCUGCAACACCUGCACGCCGCAGGGCGGCGAGGCCGCCGGCGUCUGCCUGGCCUGCUCCUACACCUGCCACGAAGGUCACGACCUCUUUGAGCUCUACACCAAGAGAAAUUUCCGCUGUGACUGUGGAAACAGGAAGUUCUCUGAGCUGCAGUGUAAACUACAUCCUGAGAAGGACGACACCAACAGUCUGAAUAAAUACAGCCAUAACUUCUUCGGCCUCUACUGCACCUGCCGCCGGCCGUACCCCGACCCUGACGACCAGGUGCAGGAUGAGAUGAUCCAGUGUGUGGUCUGUGAGGACUGGCUGCAUGGCAGGCACCUGGGCUGUGCAGUUCCUGACUGUGUGGAGAUGCAGGAGAUGAUCUGUGAGUCCUGCAUGAACCAACAUGUUUUUCUCUGGGCCUACGCUGCUCACCUAGCAGUGCAGGGUCCGGCGCUGCAGACCAAGGAGGAGAAAGGAGAGCAGUCGGAGGCCGGUGUCCCUAAAAAGGAGGAGAAGGGCGACGAGGUCGUCGAGCCCAGCUGUAAACGCAGCCGGCAGGAGGCGGAGCCAAGCUGCAGACUGAAGGCGCUGCAGGAAGCGGGUCAGAAGACGGACCAAUCGGGAGCCGUGUUCUGGCCCUCAGGGUGGCGCUCCAGGCUCUGCUCCUGCUCCACCUGCCAGGUGCAGCUGGCUGGUGCCGGACUGUCCUUCCUGCUGGACGAAGCGGACACCGUCCUCGCCUACGAGAACAAAGGAAAGAGCAACGAGCAGAGACAGCAGGGACACGACCCGCUGAUGUCCGCGCUGGACAACCUGAACCGGGUCCAACAGCUCGAGAUCAUCCACGGCUAUAACGACAUGAAAACUGAACUGAAGGACUUCCUGCAGACGUUUGCGGCUGAAGGAAAGGUCGUGACCUCUGAUGACAUCCGUCAGUUCUUCGAGCAACAGAGUCGUAAAAGACGUCGAGCGGACUCUGGACCGUUCUUCUCCUGAUCGUUCCUGGGAAAAACUCAACUUCUUCUUCAGUUUUAUAUUUUCUGAAUUUGUUCUUUGGGAUGUUUUUAAGCUGAGUGUCUCUUAGUUUCAUCUUUGUGUUUUCUUACUUGUAAGAAUAAAAGUUACGCUGAGCAAUAAA